AUGUAUUCACAGCAGAAGAGGCAGGAGGAAGGAAAGAGCACUCUUCCAUUGGGGGAGGAGUUUGAGGCACUAAUUAAAAGGCUGAACUCUGGUCAAAUAGAAGAAAGAGUCAAAAUUGCAAUCGCAGGGAAGUAUUUUUCUGUAGGGGAUGAAGAUAGCUAUAAGCGAGUAAUAGAAACUGUUUCUGUCAAAAGCACAGAAGAUCAUACACUGAAAAACAAUCAAGACAUUAUGAUUUCACUAAUCAGGUAUAACAAAACUCAGGAGAUUAUCUAUCUAAACCAGGCAAAGGAUUUAAUUACGAAGACUCACAUAUUCCCGACCAUAAAAACAAUGUUUUUACUAGCUACAGAAUCAUCACAGGAUGAAAUACUUAAGGAGGCCUACAAACUAAACAGGAACUGUAAAUACUCGGCACAGUUAAAGGCAAUUUCAUUUAUAAAUUCAAAGAAGUAUGAAGAAGCAUCUUCAAUCAUUGAAAGGCUGCCUGCAUCCAUAGAGAAGACUCUUUUGGAGCUGGUGGCUGUUGUUUUUCUAGAUGCUAACCGCGCCAAAGAAGUGUACUCGCGCUUUGAGGAUGAGUUUAAGAAGGAAAAAGAAAAGGAAAGAAGUAAUCCUGAAAGGCUAGACACGUAUAUAGAAUAUGCAAAGAGACUUGUUGAAAAAGGCUCUGGAGUAGGCAUUGAUUUAAUUGUGUCUGAAAUUGCUGAAGCACUAAAAACUACCUCAGGCGUUGCUUUAGGAAGCGCAAAACAUCUGGUUGAGCAAACUGCAAAAAACCCACAGCGAUCACUUGAUCUCUUAAGUGUAUCAAAAAGAUUGCUGCUGGAGGUUGAAAUACUGAGGGCAGAGGCUUUACUGAGCAAGAAAAGGUACAUGGAAGUAAUGGACUUGGCACAGAGCUUAAAAUCCAGUGACCUUCCUAUAGACGAAAGUGCUUCUGAGCGAAUUGCUAUUAUACUGAUAAGCUCUGCUAUAAUUCAAAACAAAACAGAACAGCUAGAUGUUCCCUGGAUAGUUAAUGCACUGUCAAAGCGAGAGCAAAUUAAAAAAGACAUCGGGCUUUCAGAUCUUGUUGAGCUUAUAAAGAGUAAAGAGCCCAGUACUCCCUCUUUAGAAGGACAGGCACUACUCUGGCACAGAAAAUGA
Messenger RNA from Nematocida parisii ERTm1, 1149 nucleotides. RefSeq lists its product as uncharacterized. The transcript has a single exon. The record is from RefSeq and is a predicted model, not a curated record. The coding region runs from base 1 to 1149 and encodes 382 amino acids. NCBI's taxonomy places the organism in Eukaryota, Fungi, Microsporidia.